AUGGCUGAUGGCAAAGAAAAAGAUAGGAAGCGUCAGAAUGAUACCUUAUUUGAUAUUGAUUUUCUGAGUGACUCUCAUAACGAUUAUAGUUCAUACACAGGCAAUAAUAAUCCAGACAAUAGUGAUGUCUUUGGGCAUACCAAUAGCACACAACAUAAUAGUCAAGAAGACAGCCAAGAGUUUUAUAUAGGACCAACCUAUUUGUCCGAAGGUGGAAAUAGCAAUGAUAGAAUACCAAAUUACGAUGAUAGCAUUGAAAAUGAUAUAGAUAAUCCAUUUGACAAUGUUGAUUCAGUUGUUUGGAAUGGCACAACAGAUAAUGAUAGAUCGGCCAGUUAUCAUGCUGAACCUAUUGCAACUCGACCUGCUCGCAGUUUUCUUAGUAAAACAAUAGAUACAGUUAAGAAUGCAUUUACUUUCCGUAAGAAGACUGAAAAUACUUAUGAUUCAUAUGAAAUGAGCCAUUAUAAUGCAGUUACAACUACUGAAGUAGAAGAUAACUAUGUUAAUUCAAGGGAUAGGUUUAAUAUUAAAAUUCUUUUUAAUCGUUACAUUCUGAGAAGAGGAACUAUUCAUAGCGAUAAUUUAGGGCAACCAAGGGUUAUAUAUGUCAACGAUAAACAAGAAAAUCAUCAGCUAGGAUAUGUUGAUAAUCAUAUUUCAACUACCAAAUACAAUGUUGCAACAUUUUUGCCAAAAUUUCUGUUUCAAGAAUUCUCUAAAUAUGCCAAUCUCUUCUUCCUUUGUACAUCUGCGAUUCAACAAGUACCUCAUGUAUCACCUACUAACAGGUAUACAACUAUAGGUACUUUAAUGGUUGUGUUAAUUGUGUCUGCCAUGAAAGAAAUUGUAGAGGAUAUUAAAAGAGCCACAUCUGAUAAAGAACUAAAUAAUUCAAAAACAGAGGUUUAUUCAUUAACAUCUGGUGGAUUUGUUGAGAAAAGAUGGAUUGACAUAAAUGUGGGCGAUAUUAUUAGAGUAAAAUCCGAGGAGGCCAUUCCUGCCGAUCUUAUUGUUUUAUCGUCUUCCGAACCUGAGGGUCUUUGCUAUAUAGAAACUGCAAAUCUUGAUGGUGAAACAAAUCUAAAAGUGAAACAAGCUAGGCAGGAGACUUGUAAGUUUAUUGAUUCUAGAAUACUCAAUAGUCUUCAUGGUAAAGUUUUAUCAGAACAGCCAAAUUCCAGUUUAUAUACAUAUGAAGGUACUUUAACAUUAAAUGGACAAGAUGUGCCUUUAUCUCCAGAGCAAAUGAUUUUGAGAGGUGCAACUCUAAGAAAUACUGGUUGGAUCUUUGGUUUAGUAAUAUUCACUGGGCAUGAAACCAAAUUAAUGCGUAAUGCUACUGCUACACCAAUUAAAAGAACAGCAGUGGAAAGGAUCAUUAAUAAACAAAUCAUAGCCUUAUUUUGUGUCUUGAUAGUUCUUAUUAUGAUUUCCUCUAUUGGUAACGUUAUCAUGAGUACAGCUGAUGCCAAACAUCUUUCUUAUUUGUAUUUAGAGGGUACAAAUAAAGCAGCUUUAUUUUUUAAAGAUUUUUUGACUUAUUGGAUUUUGUUUUCAAAUUUGGUGCCCAUUUCCUUAUUUGUCACUGUGGAAUUGAUAAAAUAUUAUCAAGCUUAUAUGAUUGGUUCCGAUAUAGCGCUUUAUUAUGAAGAUACAGACACACCAACAAUUGUGAGAACUUCGUCACUGGUAGAAGAAUUAGGUCAAAUUGAAUAUAUAUUCAGUGAUAAGACGGGUACUUUGACAAGAAAUAUUAUGGAGUUUAAGUCUUGUUCGAUUGCUGGACGUUGUUAUAUUGAAAAAAUCCCAGAAGAUAAACAAGUAACUAUAGAAGAUGGUAUUGAGGUUGGUUAUAGAAGUUUUGAUGAUAUGAACAAUCGAUUGCAGAAUACCGAGGAUGCUGAAUCUAAGGUUAUUGAUGAAUUUUUAACUCUUUUGGCUACUUGUCAUACUGUUAUUCCAGAAUUUCAACCAGACGGUGCCAUUAAGUAUCAGGCAGCAUCACCAGAUGAAGGAGCCUUAGUACAAGGAAGUGCAGAUCUUGGGUACAAAUUUAUUAUUAGAAAACCAAAUUCAAUAACAAUUUUGCUCGAAGAGAAAGGUGAAGAACGUGAAUACGAAUUGUUAAAUAUAUGUGAAUUCAACUCCACAAGGAAAAGAAUGAGUGCAAUUUUCAGGAUGCCUGAUGGCUCUAUCAAGUUAUUUUGUAAAGGAGCGGAUACUGUUAUAUUAGAAAGAUUAGAUCCAGAAACAAAUAUUUACGUUGAUGCAACAAUGAGACAUCUUGAGGAUUAUGCUUCUGAAGGUUUAAGAACAUUAUGUCUAGCUACAAGAACUAUCCCGGAAGAAGAAUAUCAAGAAUGGAAAGUAAUAAAUGAUAAGGCAUCUACUACACUUGAAAACAGAAGCCAAAAAAUGGAUGAUGCGGCAGAACUUAUUGAAAAGAAUCUAUUUUUAAUUGGGGCUACAGCUAUUGAGGAUAAAUUACAAGAUGGUGUUCCUGAAACUAUUGAUACAUUACAAAAAGCUGGUAUUAAAAUAUGGGUCCUUACUGGUGAUAGACAAGAAACAGCAAUCAAUAUUGGUAUGAGUUGUAAAUUAUUAGCUGAAGAUAUGAAUCUUCUUAUUAUUAAUGAAGAAACUAAAGAGGAUACUAGAAAAAAUAUGAUCGAAAAAAUUGAAGCUCUACAUGAUGAAAAAGUCACUAUUCAUGAUUUAAAUACAUUAGCUUUAGUUAUCGAUGGUAAAUCUUUAGGAUAUGCAUUAGAACCGGAUUUAGAAGAUUAUUUAUUGACGAUUGGUAAGCUAUGUAAGGCUGUUAUUUGUUGUCGUGUUUCCCCUUUACAAAAAGCAUUAGUGGUGAAAAUGGUAAAGAGAAAAACUGCAUCUUUGUUAUUGGCUGUUGGUGAUGGUGCUAAUGAUGUUAGUAUGAUACAGGCAGCUCAUGUUGGUGUUGGUAUUAGUGGUAUGGAAGGUAUGCAGGCAGCUAGAUCUGCUGAUUUAGCUAUUGGUCAGUUCAAAUACUUGAAGAAACUUUUAUUGGUUCAUGGAUUAUGGUCGUAUCAGAGAAUCUCGGUAGCUAUUUUGUAUUCUUUCUAUAAGAAUACAGCACUAUACAUGACACAGUUUUGGUAUGUGUUUGCUAAUGGGUUUUCAGGACAAUCAAUUAUGGAGUCAUGGGCGUUAAGUUUUUACAACGUCUUUUUUACAGUCCUACCACCUUUUAUUCUCGGCGUUUUUGAUCAAUUUGUUAGUAGUAGAUUAUUAGAACGCUAUCCACAAUUGUACAAACUUGGUCAAAAAGGAAAGUUUUUCUCUGUUCAAAUAUUUUGGAGUUGGAUUGUUAAUGGGUUUUAUCAUUCAGCAGUAGUAUUUAUUGGUACUAUGUUAUUUUAUAGAUAUGGUACGUCUCUAAAUAUGCGCGGUGCGGUGGCAGAUCAUUGGACAUGGGGUGUAUGUAUUUAUUCAGUAAGCAUUGUUAUUGUGCUAGGUAAGGCUGCUUUAGUAACUAAUAUGUGGACAAAGUUUACUCUGAUAGCAAUUCCUGGGUCAUUCAUAUUUUGGCUAAUAUUUUUCCCAAUAUACGGUUCAAUAUUCCCCUAUGCCAAUAUAUCAAGAGAAUAUUUUGGUGUAGUGCCACAUGUUUAUGGUUCAGGUGUUUUUUGGUUAACUUUAUUAGUUUUACCAUUCUUCGCUUUGAUUAGGGAUUUUGUUUGGAAAUACUAUAAGAGAAUGUAUGAACCUGAAAGUUAUCAUCUAGUUCAGGAAAUGCAAAAAUACAAUAUUACAGAUAAUAAACCAUAUAUACAACAUUUUCAAGAUGCUAUACGGAAAGUAAGACAAGUUCAAAGAAUGAAAAAACAAAGAGGGUUUGCAUUUUCUCAAGCUGAAGAAGGUGGCCAAGAAAAAAUUAUUAGGAUGUAUGAUACAACUCAGAAGAGAGGUGUUUAUGGUGAACUCCAUGAUGCCUCGCUUAAUCCAUUUAAUGAUGUAUUAGCUGUUUUCAAAAAUAUUCCACAAACUGAACAAAAAGUUAAUAAAGAUAUAAAAGUAAAGGAAAAUCCAUUUGAUGAUAGCAAUCAGAUAGUUUCAUUAAUUGAAUCAAAUAAUGGUAAUAGUAAAAGUGAUGACUUAAAUCGUAUAAAAAUAGGCGAUGAAAUAGACAGUUCUUUUGAUUUAUGA
Arxiozyma heterogenica is the source of this 4185-nucleotide messenger RNA. It is a transcript of the gene DRS2, whose product is annotated as aminophospholipid-translocating P4-type ATPase DRS2. Gene Ontology annotation, biological process: phospholipid translocation; endocytic recycling; post-Golgi vesicle-mediated transport. The record is from RefSeq and is a predicted model, not a curated record. Lineage: Eukaryota; Fungi; Ascomycota; Saccharomycetes; Saccharomycetales; Saccharomycetaceae. The transcript has a single exon. Bases 1 to 4185 code for a protein of 1394 amino acids. Gene Ontology annotation, molecular function: ATP hydrolysis activity; ATPase-coupled intramembrane lipid carrier activity; ATP binding. Gene Ontology annotation, cellular component: plasma membrane.